AUGGAGUCAAGUCCGACUGUCGAGGCAUCAUCUGGGCCCGACACCCGCCCCGGCCACACAGGCCACAUCAACGAGCACUUGCGAGCCCGUGAGAGCCGAAGGGCCUCGGCCAAAACGACGCCCAUGCCACGCACAGAAGCGCUGGGGACUCGGCAUCUUUGCCCACCUGCGGGCCAUAAAAGCGCAUUCGACCCCCGCGCGCGAUGGCGCCGCCCGCCGCUUUCGGGACCAGUUGACCUUGAGAGUCGAGACGUCGACGCCGCGAUCCUGAAGAUUGACUCAACCUCCCGCCGCUGCAUCCUCUUGCGUGUCUCAACUAGACCCUGA
This is a messenger RNA of Metarhizium robertsii ARSEF 23, 327 nucleotides long. RefSeq lists its product as uncharacterized. NCBI's taxonomy places the organism in Eukaryota, Fungi, Ascomycota, Sordariomycetes, Hypocreales, Clavicipitaceae. The coding region runs from base 1 to 327 and encodes 108 amino acids. The record is from RefSeq and is a predicted model, not a curated record. The transcript has 2 exons.